Hibiscus syriacus is the source of this 703-nucleotide messenger RNA. Its product is annotated as ethylene-responsive transcription factor ERF023-like. Gene Ontology annotation, molecular function: DNA binding; DNA-binding transcription factor activity. Gene Ontology annotation, biological process: regulation of DNA-templated transcription. Lineage: Eukaryota; Viridiplantae; Streptophyta; Magnoliopsida; Malvales; Malvaceae. The coding region runs from base 1 to 576 and encodes 191 amino acids. The transcript has a single exon. The record is from RefSeq and is a predicted model, not a curated record.
AUGGAGCAACCACCAUGUACCGAAGAUGACUAUACCACUGCCUCGCCUGAAUCCUCCACCACCGUCAAGACCGACCCGAAACACGGUCCGAAGGGCAGCGGAAGUCGGCAUCCCGUGUACCGGGGCGUUCGGAAGAGGCGGUGGGGAAAAUGGGUGUCGGAGAUUCGAGAGCCGCGCAAGAAGUCACGCAUUUGGCUCGGCUCGUUUCCCGUGCCGGAAAUGGCCGCCAAAGCCUAUGACGUGGCUGCGUUCUGCUUACGAGGAAGCAAAGCGCAGCUGAACUUCCCCGACGAAGUGGAUGAUUUACCCGUACCGUCGACGUGCACGGCUCGGGAUAUUCAAGCCGCGGCCGCGAAGGCAGCGCAUUCGGCCGCUUCGUCGAAGAAAAUUCAAGAAGAAUCGUCCGAAGACGGCAAGACACGCGGCGGGGACGAUUUCUGGGGCGAGAUAGAACUGCCGGAGUUGACGAACAGCGAUUGGCAAUGGAAUUCUUGUGGGUGGACGACGUUCGCCGGCGAAUCGUCGUGGCUAGAUGGAGAAGCUCAGCCACAGCAACACUUCUUGACAUGUCUGUAAUGAAACGAAAACUCCAUUAAUGUUUCACCAACUUCUCGUCUACGCUGUUUAUGAACGUAUUUGGCAUUAUACUAUAUAGAUGGUUUAGGUUUUGUGGUUAUGAUGGCAAGUCUACUUGGCAAGGUAA